CCGAGCUCAUCCUUCUCGCCAUUCUCGCAGCAGCUCACCACCACGACCAGCUCCUCCACGCGCAACCAAAUCGCGACCAGCAGAUCCGCAGCGACCACCCUCCGUUUCAACCCGAAGCUCGCCAUCGCGAGCAGCAACCAAGCUCGCCGUCGCGAGCAGCCACCAAGCUCUCCGUCGCGUUGAGCCUCUGCCCGUACCGGCGACCAGCUCCAAGCUCGAGCCACCCACGACCUUGACAGCUGACGAGCGAGACCAGCUGACUUGGGAUCAGCUUAAGGGCAUUUUGGAGGCCAAGUACUACCCUCGCCACUUUCUCGAGAGGAUGGAGCGAGAGUUCUAUGACUUGCUUCAGGGAGACCGCUCGGUUGAGGAGUACGAGCGGGAGUUCGCUCGUAAGAGCACCAUUGCACGCCAUCUUGUGGACACCGACGACAAGAAGGCCUCCCGUUUCCGCAACGGCCUGACCAGAGACCAUCGAGUGCUCGUAGCCAGCCAUGGCUAUUUGACUUAUGCUGAGACCGUUGAGCGAGCCCAGCAGAUUGAGGCAUCCCAGCUGCUAGACACUCCUGCACAGCCACUAGCUCAGGUGGCACCACUAGCCAGACAGCCAGCUGCCAUCCAGCCAGCCCUACCAGCGCCACCUCAGCAGGCGCAGCACCGGAACAAGAGGAAGUGGAGAGGUCGCGACGAUAGGAGGAACCGUCGACCAGGAGCCCCAGCUCAAGCAGCACCACCGGUCCCGCAGCCCCCAACUAUUUGCGCUACUUGUCAGCGCGUCCACCGGGGAGA
Molecule: messenger RNA, 789 nt
Organism: Striga hermonthica
Lineage: Eukaryota; Viridiplantae; Streptophyta; Magnoliopsida; Lamiales; Orobanchaceae
Source: the annotation of a GenBank genome assembly